UUUUACGCGGGAGGUCAAAGGUUACUUACAAAAUGGCUGCACACACUGGAACCGCGAACACAAUGCUACCAACAGCCAGACAGUGAGGGUAUAUUUGGAUGAUUUGAUCCACGGAGAUCGCAGCAAUCAUUAUAUGGACUUAUUCUCUUCUAUGCAAUACCGACUGCUUAGCAUGGCCGACUCAUAUUUAUGGAUAUGUCCUCUGCGGUUGCAAUAAAAACACCAUACCGCAAACUCCGGUGCACACAGAACGAAUCUGAGGCGCUCCAUGCAAAGAGUUAACGAUACAGAGAUAGUCUCUGCGUCUGACUCCGACCCUCGUCAUACCGUAACACAUUUCAAACGUGUUGGUUAGUGUCGCAGGAUUUUCCUUUUUGGAGUUUAAAUGCAUGUUAAUCCAACACUUUCAAAGUAACGUGAAGGCGAGCCGACCGGCUGCUGAGGAGACACCACGGAGCAGUGUUAUGGCAUGUUGAAACCUCAGUCACAACACCACAGCAAGAAGCCAGGAUGAACAGGAAAAAGGAUAAAGGAUUUGAGAGCCCGCGUCCCUUUAAAUUGACCCACCAGGUGGUGUGCAUCAACAAUAUCAACUUCCAGAGGAAGUCUGUCAUUGGCUUCGUGGAGCUCACCAUUUUCCCCACAGUGGUCAAUCUGAACAGGAUCAAGCUUAACAGUAAACAGUGCCGCAUCUACAGGGUCCGAGUCAAUGAACUUGAAGCCUCAUUCAAUUACAAUGACCCCACACUGGAGGUGUGCCACCACGAGUCCAAGCAGAGGAACCUCAACUAUUUCUCCAGUGCCUACACGGCAGCAGUGAGUGCUGUGGACCCUGAUGCAGGACACGGGGAGCUGGUCAUCAAAGUUCCCUCUGAACUCUGGAAACAGGGAGAUGAUUUGAAGGUUUUGAAGGUGUACAUAGAAUUUUCCCUGGACCAGCCAAAAGGAGGUCUCCACUUUGUUGUUCCUGAUGUGGAAGGCAGCAUGGCGGAGAGAGGAGCUCAUGUGUUCUCCUUUGGAUACCAGAACUCCACCAGAUUCUGGUUCCCCUGUGUAGACUCCUACUCCGAGCUGUGUACGUGGAAGCUGGAGUUCACAGUAGAUGCUUCUAUGGUGGCGGUGUCCUGUGGCGAUCUCGUAGAGACCAUCUACACCCAUGACAUGAGGAAGAAGACUUUCCACUAUGUCCUCCCCAUCCCCACUGCGGCCCCCAACAUCUCUCUGGCCGUAGGGCCCUUUGAAAUCCUGGUAGAUCCCUACAUGCAUGAGGUGACCCAUUUCUGCCUGCCACAGCUACUACCACUGCUCAAACACUCCAUGUCUUACCUACAUGAGAUUUUUGAGUUUUAUGAGGAGAUACUGACGUGCCGUUACCCAUAUGCCUGCUUCAAGACUGUGUUUGUGGACGAGGCCUACGUACAACUGUCCUCGUAUGCAUCCAUGAGCAUCUUUAGUACCAACCUGCUCCACAGCGCUACAGUCAUAGACCAGACCCCGCUGACACGGCGCUGUCUGGCCCAGGCCUUGGCUCAGCAGUUCUUUGGCUGUUUCAUCUCCAGGAUGUCAUGGGCUGAUGAGUGGGUGUUGAAGGGAAUCUCAGGCUACAUCUACGGACUCUAUCUAAAGAAGACCUUUGGAGUCAACGAGUACCGACACUGGAUCAAAGAGGAGCUGGACAAGAUUGUGGAAUAUGAGCUUAAGAUGGGAGGGGUCCUUUUGCACCCAACCUUCAGUGGAGGCAAAGAGAAGGACAAUCCAACUCCCCACCUCCACUUCUCCAUCAAGCACCCCCACACUUUGUCCUGGGAGUACUACAAGAUGUUCCAGUGUAAGGCCCAUCUGGUGAUGAGGCUGAUAGAAAACAGGAUCAGCAUGGAGUUCAUGUUGCAGGUUUUCAACAAGCUUCUUAGCCUGGCGAGUACAGCCUCAUCCCAGAAGUACCAGAGUCACAUGUGGAGCCAGAUGCUUCUGUCUACUCACGCCUUUCUCAAGUCCAUCUCCAACGUCUCAGGCAAAGACAUAGGUCCCCUCAUCAAACAAUGGGUAGACCAAAGUGCUGUGGUGAAAUUCUUUGGCAGUUUUGCUUUCAAUAGGAAGAGGAAUGUGCUUGAGCUGGAGAUCCGUCAGGACUACACAUCAUCUGGAACACAGAAAUAUGUGGGUCCCAUCAAGGUGACGGUGCAGGAGCUGGAUGGAUCCUUCAACCAUACACUGCAGAUUGAGGAGAACAGCCUCAAACACGACAUUCCCUGUCAUUCCAAGAGCAGACGGAACAAGAAAAAGAAGAUCCCUCUGAUGAAUGGAGAGGAAGUUGACAUGGAUUUAUCGGCCAUGGACGCAGACUCUCCUCUCCUCUGGAUCCGGAUUGACCCAGACAUGUCCAUUCUGAGGAAGGUGGAGUUUGAGCAGGCUGACUUCAUGUGGCAGUAUCAGCUGCGCUAUGAGAGGGAUGUAGUUGCACAGGAAGAAGCCAUCUCCGCAUUGGAAAAGUUCCCAACUCCUGCCUCCAGACUGGCUCUGACAGACAUCUUAGAGCAAGAACAGUGUUUCUACAAAGUCCGCAUGCAGGCCUGUUUCUGUUUGGCCAAGAUAGCCAAUGCCAUGGUGAGCACGUGGCAGGGUCCGCCAGCUAUGAAAUCCCUGUUUACCCGAAUGUUCUGUUGUAAGAGCUGCCCCAACAUCGUCAAAACCAACAACUUCAUCAACUUCCAGAGCUACUUUCUGCAGAAGACGAUGCCCGUUGCCAUGGCAUUACUAAGAGAUGUCCAGAACCUUUGUCCCAAAGAUGUCCUCAACUUCAUCCUCGACCUCAUCAAGUAUAAUGACAACAGAAAAAACAAAUUUUCAGAUAACUACUACCGUGCAGAGCUGAUCGAAGCACUGACCAACUCUCUGACUCCAGCCAUCAGCAUCAACAAUGAGGUUCGGACGGUGGACAAUUUGAAUGCUGACGUUCGUCUCAUCUUGGAGGAGAUCACACGAUUUCUCAACAUGGAGAAACUGCUGCCAAGCUUCAGAAACACCAUCACUGUCAGCUGUCUGAGUGCGAUUCGUCAGCUUCAGAAGAACGGUCAUAUUCCCAGUGACGCGUCACUCUUCAAGUCCUACGCUGAAUACGGACACUUUGUAGACGUUCGCGUUGCUGCACUGGAGGCUCUGGUGGACUAUACUAGAGUUGAAAGAAGCUCAGCGGACCUGCAGUGGCUGCUCAACAUGGUCCAGAAUGACCCAGCUCAUUAUGUCAGACAUAAGAUCCUUGGUAUGCUCUGUAAGAAUCCACCUUUCACCAAGACUGACAAAACUGAGUCAGCUCUGUGUAAUGAAGGUUUGGUUGACCAGCUCUGGAAACUCAUGAACUCAGGCACCUCCCAUGACUGGCGGCUGCGCUGUGAUGCUGUGAACCUCUACUACACAUUGUUUGGUUUGACUCGACCCUCCUGCCUUCCACUGCCAGAACUGGGCCUUGUGCUCAACCUGAAGGAGAAGAAAGCUGUCCUAAACCCCACCAUCAAGCCUGAGCUCGGGGUCGGCACUAUUAUGGACACACCUGCCAGUAUAGGCAUCCAUGGUGUGGGCAUGAGCUACUCAGCUGUGGAUGAAGAGCCAGAUCCUAUUUCAUUAGGGGUGUGUGGGGUGGGCCAGCCUCCUCAGGGCCUGAAGAGGAAGGCUGAGACCCCCCUGGGUUCUCCUCCAGAGCCAGGACAGAUACUGCAGCAACAGGAGGAUGAUGCAAGAGGAGGGCGCUUCAAGAUCAGGUUCAACACAAUGGAAGAUGAAGAUAUCGAUAUGGAGACGGUUCAUGAUAGUCAGGCCUUCAUUCACCAUCAUCUCAAUCUGUUAGAGAGGCCCUCUACACCAGGUAAAGAGCCACCAUCAGUGGAACAAUCCAUGCUCUCCAUGCCUGCCACACCUGUGCCGUCCUUCUCCAAAGAGACGGCCUCUUCGUCCUCCAAACACGGUGGAGAACACAGCCACCACCAUCACCACCACCACCAUGAGCACAAGAAGAAGAAGAAGAAGCACAAACACAAACACAAGCAUAAGCACAAACAUGAAAGCAAAGACAAGGAGAAGGACAGAGAGAGGGACAACUCCCACACCUACAUCAACAGCCCGGCCAGCGGCAGGUCCCUCCGCUCACCGUCUAUGUCUGACUAAACAUCUGUAGGCUAAUUUAGUUUCCCUCUGCUUCAGUUACACUUAACUGGAUAUAUAUAUAUAUAUAUAUAUAUCUUGCAGUAGGAGGAGAUGCAAAAUGGAAAGCAAAGCAUUCAUCUAAAUAUCAAUUACUCUGUGGAGUUCUCUUACAGCAAGACUCAUUUAAAUGAAAAAGAAAAGGCAAGUUUUGUAAUUCUCAUAUGAAUGCAACACUGAAUUCCUCAGCAGAAACAGCCAUGUUGGCUUGAGGCUGCAGUGCCAUUUAGGUAAACCCUCCAGAGGCAUCUUUGUAUCCUCACACCACACACAGCCUGCAGGAGUUUGUGGACUUUUGACACCGCUUCCAAUCUGUCUGAGGCAUGCAACCACAUACACCUCUCUCCACAAACAGGCAAAUACCUCGUACCCCCCACUCUGGUGUGCCUCAUCCCCACAGCUCAAUUACAACAUUCAGUGAGUCGCUUUCAGGGGGGAAACAAGCGUUCUGGCUGGUCUGGCCACCGUUGUCUUUAACAUCCUGCACAUGACAUUUCCCUGUUUAAUUCCAGAUGAAAUUAAGCAGGAAUUUCCUGUACAGUUUCUGCUGUACAAUUGAAACUCGAGUAAUACUGUAGUGUUAUUUUUUAAAUAUAUUUUUGUUUCUCAGCUGUCAUUAUUGAAAUGAAAGAUAAUCUUGUAUUCAUGAAUGUUUUAACUAGACUGAAUCCAGCUCCACAAAGUUAUAUGGCUGGGUUUACUCUGGCACAGUUUCUUUGAGAUGGUUUUUAUUAAUGAAAAGAGCAUACAGAAUUCAAUAUUCCUCAUUUAGAAAACCAGGAGGGUAUCCAAAUUGUCAUUUAAAAUGUAAUGUUUCCUAAGUAAGACAAUAAACGACAGUCAUUCAUGUAAAGAUUAUUGCCACUCAUUAAAUAGUACCUUGUCUCCAGUGGAGGUGUGAAUCAGCGUAUCGGCACCACGAUAUGAUUUUAUCCCGAUACUUGAGUCAUGAUACAAAAUGAUUGUGAUUUUUAAGCAUUUUGCGAUAUGGUGACUGAACUGAUAAACGUAUGG
Centropristis striata (black sea bass) is the source of this 5208-nucleotide messenger RNA. It is a transcript of the gene taf2, whose product is annotated as TAF2 RNA polymerase II, TATA box binding protein (TBP)-associated factor. NCBI's taxonomy places the organism in Eukaryota, Metazoa, Chordata, Actinopteri, Perciformes, Serranidae. The transcript has 27 exons. Bases 511 to 4158 code for a protein of 1215 amino acids. Gene Ontology annotation, molecular function: RNA polymerase II general transcription initiation factor activity; chromatin binding; transcription cis-regulatory region binding. Gene Ontology annotation, cellular component: transcription factor TFIID complex. The record is from RefSeq and is a predicted model, not a curated record. Gene Ontology annotation, biological process: transcription initiation at RNA polymerase II promoter.